Scomber japonicus (chub mackerel) is the source of this 3465-nucleotide messenger RNA. It is a transcript of the gene stk36, whose product is annotated as serine/threonine kinase 36 (fused homolog, Drosophila). Gene Ontology annotation, cellular component: cytoplasm. NCBI's taxonomy places the organism in Eukaryota, Metazoa, Chordata, Actinopteri, Scombriformes, Scombridae. The coding region runs from base 69 to 3422 and encodes 1117 amino acids. The transcript has 20 exons. The record is from RefSeq and is a predicted model, not a curated record. Gene Ontology annotation, molecular function: ATP binding; protein kinase activity. Gene Ontology annotation, biological process: protein phosphorylation.
GAUGAAACAACUGCCUAGCAGAUGACUGACCAAAUCUAACGGGUAGAAAAGUUCAGCUCGUCCUCGACAUGAAUUCAUAUCACGUUUUGGAGCUGGUGGGAGAGGGCUCGUUUGGUCGAGUUCACAAGGGAAGGAGAAGAUUUACUGGCCAAGUGGUGGCUCUGAAGUUCAUGCCAAAGGUGGGCCGCUCUGAGAAGGAGCUGCGAAGUCUCAAGAGGGAGAUUGACAUCAUGAGGGGUCUCCAACACCCAAACAUUGUCCAGUUGUUUGACAGCUUUGAGACUGAAACUGAUGUUGUGGUUGUGACAGAGUAUGCAGAGGGUCAGUUGUUCCAGAUCCUUGAGGAUGAUGGGAGUUUACCAGAAAGUCAGGUCCGUGAGAUUGCCUGCCAGCUGGUCUCAGCUCUGUAUUAUUUGCACUCUCAUCGCAUUCUUCAUCGUGACAUGAAGCCACAAAAUAUACUGCUGGGGAAAAGUGGGGUGUUGAAACUGUGUGACUUUGGGUUUGCAAGGGCCAUGAGUGUCUCCACAUUGGUGCUGACUUCUAUCAAGGGAACACCACUAUAUAUGUCCCCUGAGCUGGUGGAGGAGAAGCCAUAUGACCAUACAGCUGAUCUAUGGUCUCUGGGCUGCAUCCUGUAUGAGCUCCACACGGGGGCGCCUCCGUUCUACACUAACUCCAUCUUCCACCUGGUGCAGCUUAUUGUGAGAGACUCAGUCAGAUGGCCAGACACAAUGAGCGAUACCUGCACGAAUUUCCUGAAAGGUUUGUUAACCAAAGACCCUCAGAAGCGGUUGUCAUGGCCAGACCUCCUGCAUCACCCUUUUGUUGCUGAUGGUGUUCUAGUACUGUCAGACACAAAUGUUUUCAGCCCUCUGACGGUCACACCCAGCCCAGACCUGUUGGCACUGAAACGUAAACAAGUGGCAGCGAAGACAGCACCAACCUCUGGAGAGAGCAGAUUACUGCGAAAGGUUAGGGAACAGAGGGACAACAGUCAUGGAGGGAAACCAGUGAGCAACGACGGAAAAAAGAUUAACGGGGCGGAAAGUCAAAGAGCCAAUUCUGCACCAGCAGCAGCAUCCCGUAGAGUCAAGGCUCCCUCAAGUGACGUCUCUGUUACCUCAGGUCACUCAGUCAGGACAGCUGCUGAUCAAACCCUCAAUCCCAAUAAUCAAGCCCCUGUGAGAUCAAAACACAGGGGUCAGAUCAGCCAGGACUAUGAACAGGAGUUCCCCUCUGUAGAAGUUGGACCAGAACUACUACGAAAAUGCAAUGAGGACAGUCAGACUACACUAUGUAGACAGCAUGGUGACAGUGAGGAGUACUGGGAGAAACUGGUACAAGAAUCAGAUCCAACCAGGCAGCAGAAAGAUUUAUUAAACUACAGUGCCAUUAUUUCUGAACUAAAAUCUAAGGCUCUUGCUUUUAAAGAUCAGCUCACAGGUGGCGUUGCAAAAGAAGCGUGGCAGAUUUGCAGACAACUGAGGGUCUUACACAACCUGAUUCUGACCUCUGAUCUGGAGAAUUCAUACCACAUUGGCUGUGAGAUUGGACUACCCCAUGUCGUCUUUGACUUGGUCCAAGAUACUGUGGAAAACUCGCAUUUCAUCAAGCAACCAUGGAGUGUGCCAGCACUUGGAGAAAUGAUAAUUGUGCUGCUGACUUACUGGGAGAAGCACAGUGACUGGGUGGAUGAAGAACAUAGACUGGAAGAGUUCACCAAGCCCUUCAUCACAAUUCUCAACAGAACAGACCUCAAUCCUUUGGCACCGUUGGCCGCCUCUAUUUUAUCCAUGUUCACACAAAAUGAGGUUGAUGUCGAAGUUGAUGUAGACAAUCUAACCUCAUUGCUGAAACAUCUUCUUGUGGACUCAUAUGAGCUCCAGUUUUCACUACCCUCUGGCUGGGGACUCUGUGAUGGGCUCCUGUCUUUACUUCUACACACACUCUCUGAGCAUGAAAACGGCCCUAGAUCUUCCUGUUUAGAUCGAGUGAUGUUUCUGGAUCUAUGGAAAAGAAUAGGCACUUCAAUAGCAAGGACUCCACCAGACACACUCUUCUUUUCAGCAAAUGGGCUGCAUUCCUUUCUGUCUACUGUGCUGCUCGUCUUCACCAAGGAUCCACACUCAUGUAUUCCUCUGUUUUCUGAGAGCGAAUCAAAAAGUGUGUACACUCUCGGCCGGCUGCUGAGCACUGACUGCCUUCACUUGUUUGCUGAAGGCAGCCCUGGGAGACUUGAGGUGGAUUUGAGUCAUGACAGCUUGUCCGUGUUGAGCUGCCACUUGCUGUGCUUUCCUUUUGCCCUGGACCUGCCUUCACACACCAUGUCCAGGAUUCUUCAGUUGUAUGACAGCUGUGAUAUUGUUGCAGGCCUCCUACAGGUGAUUCGAACUCAUCCUCCUCCUUUGCUAGAGCUGCCUCUCUCCCUGCUGAGCCGUUUGCUCCUGUGUGAUCCCGAGCGCUCUGUUUCCCACCUCAGAAAAGCUGCUCUUGGCUUUUUCUCGCCACCCAGAGGCAGCCAGCUCACUGCUUCCAGACAUCAGACUGCACCAACAAGAACUGCCAGUUCUCUGCUCUCUGACUUGCUGCACUUGGAUGUGCUGUGGGACCCAGCUGUAGAGCUCAUAACUCUAUUAUCCCAUGUAGCCCGUUGUUCCCCUCACCCCACCUGCCUUCAGCUUUACCUGGAAGCCUCAGUGCUGCACCAGGCACUGGCUCACUCUUAUGACCAGAUCAGGGCUGCAACUUGCAGACUUUUGGGAAAUUUGGAUCCGUUUAGGCCUCAUACACUGCCCACCUUGCAACCUGAGAUUUUCAAAACCAUGAUAGACUGUCUUCAUGAUUCAUGCAUGCCGGUCCGGCGGAUGGCUUGUAGGGCAGUUGGAAACUGGUUGGGACAUAUUGCAGUGCGGGCAGGGUUGAAUAUGAGUCGGUCCAGUGGAAAGGGCAGUGACACCACAGGGUGGGGAAAAGAGAAGGGCAGAGAUAAACACAAAUGUUUACACCGUGGGGCAGGAGGAGACAUGGCUACUAUAGUAGAACAAAGUGUGGACAAUGAGGAAAAGAGGAGGUGGACAGAGGAGGCCAGGAGGACGGCAGCCAUGCUGGCAUCUCUGAUCACUGACCCUGACGCCCUCACACGUCGUCACUGUUGUGCAGCUCUGGGUAACCUGGUAAAUGUUGAUGGUGCUAUAUCCAUGCUGUUGGAGGAGGAUGUGUCCAGCUUACUUCUAAGAACUGCAUGCACAGAUUCCCAUAAUGCAGUGAGACAAGCUGCCAUAGCAACCCUAUGCCUGUACAGCCAGCAGGACGCUAUACGUCAGGUCCUGAUAUCCCUUGAUGCCAGUAAAAAACUUCUUCAGGCUUCACAACAUGCACCUCCACAGUGUGACUAUCAUCAGCUCAUUGGACAGCUGUGAGUGAGUCCAGACAGUUCACUUAAAAUGAUUGCAGAUUAAAAUG